AUGGCGGACGACCGGCAGACCUCGGACCUCCUUUAAAAAGGAAAAGAUCCGAUUCAUUUAUUGUUGCUAUCGACGGAUGAAAAACAGCUGAUCCUUCGGCAGGAGAAGAAGAAAUGUCCCGGUUGCCCCAAAUUAUUCGCCUAAUUAGGCCUAUCAGGAUUGAAGCCGCCCUUCUCUCCCCGAGAUCUCGAGGAUUUUGCGAAAAGGUCACCGAAGCCACUGCUUCACCAACGACAGCAGAAGCCGCUUCCCAGACUGACGAACCUGCACCUGAGCCUGUAGCUGCUGCCCCAGAGCCUGUAGCUGAACAGGCUUUUGUCUAUGACUCUCCUGCUACACCAACUGACCCUGGGCAUGCUGUUGGCCCAGGCGCAAGCAAGACAGGAGAAUAUCCCAACACCGAGUAUUACACCUACAACAAGAUGAGUUACUUUGAUCUGGAAGUUGAAAUGGGUGCAGAUCGUAUUCCACAGCCUUCGGCUGACAAUGGACUUCUGUAAGAUAUAAACUACUUUCAAGUUGCUCAGCUCAAGCAGAAGGUUCUCGUUCUCCAUGGUGAGCUAAAUGUAACAACAUCAAAGAAACAUAAGACAUCAAUGUGAAACUCAAGGGCUUAAAAAUUUGUAAGCAAAAGCUUCAAAAAGAGUAAACAAACCAAACUCA
Molecule: messenger RNA, 663 nt
Organism: Macrobrachium nipponense
Lineage: Eukaryota; Metazoa; Arthropoda; Malacostraca; Decapoda; Palaemonidae
Gene: NdufV3
Exons: 4
Coding region: 114-500 (128 amino acids)
Cellular component (GO): mitochondrion
Source: RefSeq, a predicted model, not a curated record